Messenger RNA from Fundulus heteroclitus (mummichog), 748 nucleotides. RefSeq names its product RNA polymerase I subunit H (gene polr1h). Gene Ontology annotation, cellular component: RNA polymerase I complex. Lineage: Eukaryota; Metazoa; Chordata; Actinopteri; Cyprinodontiformes; Fundulidae. The record is from RefSeq and is a predicted model, not a curated record. The coding region runs from base 162 to 518 and encodes 118 amino acids. Gene Ontology annotation, biological process: DNA-templated transcription; termination of RNA polymerase I transcription. The transcript has 5 exons. Gene Ontology annotation, molecular function: nucleic acid binding; DNA-directed RNA polymerase activity; zinc ion binding.
GUUUGUUUCCAACCGCUAUUAAACAGCAGCAGAAGAAGAAGAAGAAGAAGAAGAAGAAGAAGAAGGCGGCGUGUGUUGUGUGAGAGUCUUGGCUCACCGUCCAUAACCACUGAGUGUAAAGACUUCUGGAACCAUCAGCGUCACUUUAACCUCCACAAGACAUGUCCAAUUCUGCUGGUGACCCGAACUUCUGUCCUGAAUGUGGGAAUGUUCUUCCACUCCCUGGAAUAUCCGACACAGUCCGCUGCGCUCGCUGCUCCUUCUGCAUUCCUGUAACAGAAUUCUCUGGCCUGGAAGUCUGUUCAACUGUGGUCUUUAACCCUGUGGAGCAGUCGUCAACUGCUCUGGAGGAGGAGGAUGGCUCAGAGCUGAAGGGACCUGUGAUUGACAGACGCUGCACUCGUUGCAAUAAAGAAGGGAUGAUUUACCACACCAGGCAGAUGAGAUCCGCAGAUGAAGGACAGACUGUCUUCUUCACCUGUAUACACUGCAGGUAUCAAGAAAAGGAAGACUCCUGAGAGGCGUAUCUGUUUACUACCAAACACUGAUUUUAGGAGCAGGCAAUGGGGUGGAAGCUUGCCAUUUCCAGUGGAGCUGUUCAGUGAUUGUUCUAAAUCAGGAAGCUCACUUCAGAGGACGUCUGUCAGGAUUGCUGUAAAGAAGACUCAACUGUUUUUAAUGUUGUUCAUGGUUGCUGCUGUAGAGUACAACUCAACUGGAAAUAAAGUUUAAAAAUAUUUGAUUUAUA